AUGCCUCCAAAAAAUCGUGGUCCAUGUGUUGUACCAACACUAAUAAUGAUUGGGCCAGACAGACAUGAGAAGUAUAAGAAAAACACAAAUAAUAAAAAAUUGGCUGAAUAUCCCUUGAAGAGAGCAUGUACAGAAGAAGAGCCACCAUGGUCACCUUCACCAAAAAAAACAAAAGAUCAUGAUAU
Messenger RNA from Entrophospora candida, 185 nucleotides. The record is from the annotation of a GenBank genome assembly. Lineage: Eukaryota; Fungi; Glomeromycota; Glomeromycetes; Entrophosporales; Entrophosporaceae.